CAGAUAACCAUCAAAUACUCGAAGGCGAAUGAUCAUUUCAUUGUUGUGCCAGUAUUUAGAUCCAUCUCUAACUUCCACGUGAAGCUUACCCCGACUGUCUGCAUUCUUCUACCUCGGCUUAUUCAGGAAUUCCCGAUUUAUCUCUAGAGUCACUUGGCAGCGUCGUGCUUCUCCUCUCUCUUCCCUCCAUUUAAUUACGAUCUAUUAGCUACGACACUCAAUUGAACACUGAAGCGUCGAGCAAAAGCUCACUUGAAAUCAUAUUCUUCAACCCCUCUCAUACAAAUACGCUCUGUAACUCCAGUCAGCUCAACAUGGGUAUCCCCAAGAUCACGCUCUAUGUAGACACUGUGUCGCCCUUUGCGUACAUCGCCUAUUACAUCCUUCGUCAUGAUCCGGCCUUCGCUCGUGUUCAAGUCACCUUCACACCCAUCUUGCUGGGCGGUCUGAUGAAGGUCUGCAACAAUACAGCACCUAUCAACAUCAAGAAACGGCUCCGCUGGGCCAAAUUCUUCAACGUGCCCAUGCACGGAUCCAUGCCCACACCCUUCCCGCAACCGACCCUGAACAUCAUGCGCGCCCUCUGCGCCAUCCGUCAGAUGGACAAGGACGACAAGCGCUUCCUCCACGUCCUCGACCACCUCUAUACCGAGUUCUUCGUCCAUCGCAAGGAGACCUCCAAGCCUGACGUCCUACGGGAGUCCCUCGAAACCGUGCUCGGCACCGAAGAGACGGCAAAGGUUCUGGAAGUCGCAGCCACCGAGGGCAAGAAGAUCCUGGCCGCCAACACUAAUGAGGCGUUCGACUCUGGUGCUUUCGGACUCCCGUGGAUGGUGUGCACCAAUGCUGCGGGCGAGCAGGAGGGCUUCUUCGGUGUCGACCACUUGGCCCAGGUCGCCAACUUCCUGGGGUUGGAUAUCCAGCGCCUGCAGAGCGGAUGGAAGAGUGUGCUGUAA
Molecule: messenger RNA, 956 nt
Organism: Sodiomyces alkalinus F11
Lineage: Eukaryota; Fungi; Ascomycota; Sordariomycetes; Glomerellales; Plectosphaerellaceae
Product: HCCA isomerase/glutathione S-transferase kappa
Exons: 4
Coding region: 315-956 (213 amino acids)
Biological process (GO): glutathione metabolic process
Cellular component (GO): mitochondrion; peroxisome
Molecular function (GO): glutathione peroxidase activity; glutathione transferase activity
Source: RefSeq, a predicted model, not a curated record